GGAAAACAGAAGGAAGAAAACGCAUACCCGAAGGCGAACGGAUAAAAGGAGAGGGAGAAAGGAAGAAGAAUGGCGAGUGGCGUGUCAUGGCAACUGCAAAUGAGGUUAAAGUCCUCUUUCGUUGGAGAGAAUCUCCGACGCUGCUCAAGCCACCAACCUCUUCCUCAACUAUUCCGUUACCGUUACAAUCCUGGAAUCAAGCAUGUUUCGAUGCAGUUAUCUCGAACACUUUCUGGCUUUACCAAUUUCUUAUUUAAUCGAAGAAAUCUGGAUGAAUUGCCUAACAGCAACCGUAAACGUCUGAGACCUGGAAAAGUUUCUCCACGUCGACAGGUGCCGAAGAAUAUACUGAGGCCUUCUUAUGUAAAAUCUAAGAGUCCUGCAGGGAUUGUGAGUGGACCUGAAGUGCAUGACGAGAAAGGGAUAGAAUGUAUGAGAGCUUCUGGAAGGCUUGCAGCACAGGUUCUUCAAUAUGCUGGCACCUUAGUCAAGCCAGGCGUAACAACAGAUGAAAUUGACCAAGCAGUUCACCAAAUGAUAAUUGAUAAUGGUGCAUAUCCAUCUCCACUUGGCUAUGGUGGUUUUCCUAAGAGUGUCUGCACUUCUGUAAAUGAAUGCAUUUGCCAUGGAAUCCCAGAUUCCCAUGCACUUGAGGAUGGUGAUAUAAUCAACAUUGAUGUUACUGUUUAUCUAAAUGGCUGUCAUGGUGAUACAUCAGCAACUUUCUUUUGUGGAGAUGUUGAUGACGAGGCUAGGCAACUAGUUCAGGUAACUAAAGAAUGCCUGGAUAAAGCAAUAUCAAUAUGUGCACCAGGAGUGGAAUUCAAAAAAAUUGGCAAAACAAUUCAUGAUCAUGCAGAUGAAUAUCGUUAUGGUGUUGUCCGGCAGUUUGUUGGCCAUGGAGUUGGACGUCUUUUUCAUGCUGAUCCAGUUAUUCUUCACUAUAGAAACAAUGAAGGUGGACGGAUGAUGCUAAAUCAAACCUUUACGAUCGCAAUACAACAACUCGGGAGGAGGGAGCUAAGGGGCAUUUGUGAUUCAUAUAAAAUUUCAACUUUCAAUAGAACCAAUGCUGACUAUGGGCAGCAUCAAUCCAGUGAUGUGGAAUGACAACUGGACAGUUGUAACGGAAGAUGGAAGCCUUUCAGCACAGUUUGAACACACCAUUCUGAUAACCCCUGAUGGGGCUGAGAUUAUGACUCGAUGCUAACAGAUGCAAAAGUUUAAAUUAGUGGAUAGCCCACAUGGAGAAACUUUAUUUAGGUGCAAUUGAUUUGAUUACUUCCAGUUCCUGAUGAAGAAGCUUUUGCAGGAACUUGGAGGGUCCCACAAGGAGGAACUCUUUCAUUUUUGUUGAUGUUAUUUCUUUUGCCUAUUGUAUUGUAUUUGUAACAUAAUUUAUACUGUCUUCCGUGCUCCAGUUAAUACUUGAUGCAUAUUCUUUCAUUUCUUUUUAUUCUUCUGGAGUGGAGAAAAGGUGUAGGGUGUGGUUUUAGAUAAUGAAUAGCUGUGGGUGUAUAAUUAGUACUUAGGU
Molecule: messenger RNA, 1534 nt
Organism: Abrus precatorius (Indian licorice)
Lineage: Eukaryota; Viridiplantae; Streptophyta; Magnoliopsida; Fabales; Fabaceae
Product: methionine aminopeptidase 1D, chloroplastic/mitochondrial
Exons: 11
Coding region: 70-1110 (346 amino acids)
Biological process (GO): proteolysis
Molecular function (GO): metalloaminopeptidase activity
Source: RefSeq, a predicted model, not a curated record